This is a messenger RNA of Arabidopsis thaliana (thale cress), 1246 nucleotides long. RefSeq lists its product as uncharacterized. The coding region runs from base 293 to 874 and encodes 193 amino acids. The transcript has a single exon. The record is from RefSeq and is marked reviewed. Lineage: Eukaryota; Viridiplantae; Streptophyta; Magnoliopsida; Brassicales; Brassicaceae.
AUUAAGUUUGUUAUAUGUUUUCUAUUAUUAAAAUCCAUAAGGAGAAUAACUCUUUGGGCUAUAUGCGCAUCUUUCUUCAAGACAGAAGCAUCUUUCGCUCUCGAUUCUCAGCAUCUACCAAAUAUUCAUACUUCCACUUGCUCUUCAUCCAACGGCUUACCUUUCCUCACUCAACUUGCUCUUCAUCCGACGGUCCAGAUUUCAUCUAUAUAUCCCUUCUCUCUCUCCUUUAUAUAACCGACUGAAUCGUUCACCUCUUUGCAAAAUUAUACACACUUCAAUAAAGAGAUCGAUGUCGACUUUGGAAUCUCCAUUAGAGGCGUUGGCGUUUGAAUACGCUAGCUUAGGUGUUUUCGCCGUCGUCAACAACGUCUGGACAUGGAUCGCCGUCGUGACUGCCGCUGUCAGCUUCUGGAGGAUCAGAGUCACAACCAUAGGAGUCGGAGACGGCCAUGCAUGUGUCUUGAUAGAAGAAUUAACCGGUUCUAAAUCUGAAAACGAAUCCGGUCGUCUCGAACCGAAAUCAAUAACCGGUCCGGUCAAAGAAACGGUUGCACGAGUGAAGGAAACGGUUACGAAAACGGAGCCGUUAAUAUGCGAUGACGGAGUGACAAAGGGGAAGCUGACGAUGUGCUACGAGGUAGACGUUGACGUUGACGGUGGGAGGUGUGUUAACGGAGAUUUAACGGCAGUUAGCUACGGAGGAGGUUUGGGUAAUUGUGGCGGGGAUUGGUGGGAGAAAUGGGAUGGAGUGGUGAGGAUGAGAAAUGGUGAUGACAGUUGGUACCGUUACGUGGAUUUAACGGUGAUUAAUGGAAAUGUGGUAAGGUUAUGGGAUGACAACAAAACACUAGUAACGGCGGCAUGUGUCUAAAUUAGAGAAGUUUCAUAUUUCGGAAAGUUUUUAAAUCUUGAGAAGCUUUCUUGGUUUGAAGUGUUUUUUUUUUGUUGGUUGAUUAAGUUGUAAUUUGUAAAUAAUUUUCACACAAGAGACCAAGAAGGAACGCUUAAAUCAAUAUCAAUUGGUGUUGAUUCCCAGCUUUUUCUAGUCGAACUUAGGUAACACGUCCAUUGCGAUGAUGAAUUCGUGACAAGGGGUCAACUAUUUGAACACAACAAACAAGUGCGUUUUCUUGUUAAGGCCCAUCUAAAAUUGACUACACACAUUUACUUUUAGGCCCAUUUUAAACUUGACUGUAGCCUGUAGGCAUGUAUUUGUUCGUGUUACUCCCAGCCUCAAACCCGC